CGGUAUUUUCCUGCAAUGAAAGGCUCGCAUCUAGCCAGAAAUUGAGAAACGAAUUGGAUUUUGGAUUGCACUGCACAGAAAAAUUGUCAACGUGAAGUGAAGCAGACGACAGAUCAGACCGCCAGCUGUGGUGGUCGCCGGUAUCGGUAUCAGUGAUCAGUGACAGUGAUCAGUGUUGAAUUGAAUGAAUGGUGGAUGGUUUGUUUUCAUGUUUUCAUUAUUAUGGACUGACUAUUGUACGUCAAGAGUACCCAAGAGGAUUGUAGUUUGUUAAUUUCUGACCUAAUUACUUGAAUGUUGAAUGGCCCAAUAAAAUUUUAUUUGAUUUUGUUUAAGUUUUGUUGGCGUUGCUGUAACCGCAACGAGGUGUCGGUGCCUCUAGCUCUAGUUAAAUAAUUGAAUACUAAACAAAUAGAUGUCCCUGUUCCUGUUGUAAUAAACAAAAAAUACAUACUCUAAUUGCUUGGGCCAUCAUAUUUAGUUUAACAUAACUUAUACAAAAUGCGAGAGAUAUCUAAUGUGAAGUUUGAUGAAGGGUUUCAGAUGAAUACUGCACAUAUUUUGAAGAAGAAACGAGAUGGUGGGGAGUUUACCAAAGAAGAAAUAGAAUACUUUGUCAGCAGUUUAGUGAACGGAAGUAUCUCUGAAUCACAAAUUGGGGCCAUGUUAAUGGCCAUGUACAUCCGUGGCUUGACAUACAAAGAAAUUGUAGACCUCACCCGUGCCAUGGUGUUUUCGGGGGAGCAGUUACAGUGGGAUCUACAGUGGCAAGGUGUGCUGGCAGACAAACACAGCACUGGAGGCAUUGGAGACAAAAUAUCAAUAGUUCUGGCCCCAAUACUAGCAGCAUGUGGCCUAAAGGUGCCGAUGAUUUCAGGACGUAGUUUAGAACACACCGGUGGAACAUUAGACAAAUUGGAAAGCAUCCCAGGGCUGAUGGUAGACCUAGACGUUUGUCAGAUGCAGAAGGCACUAGAGCACGCAGGUUGUUUCAUCACCGCAGCCACACAGAGUCUGUGUCCAGCAGACAAGACCUUGUACAGAGUGAGAGACAUCACUUGUACUGUGGACAACAUUCACCUAAUUGUCUCUUCAAUUAUAUCGAAAAAGGUCGCUUCAGGAACUAAGUUUCUGGUGGUGGAUGUGAAGGUGGGGAGAGCAGCUUUUUGCAAGACUGAGGAAAUGGGAAGAGCUUUGGCAAGGGAUCUUAUAAGGGUGUCGGCGGAGCUAGGAGUGACUACUAAGGUGGUGCUGUCCCGCAUGGAUGAGCCACUGGGACGCUGCGCAGGCAACGCCUUGGAAGUGAUAGAAGCAGUGCAGUGUCUGACUGGCGACAUGUCUCCUCAGAUCUCCCGUAUCGUGCUAGUCCUGGGUGUGAAUCUGCUGGUGAUGACAAACAUUUGUAAGAAUGAAGCGGAGGCAGAAAAGUUGAUUCAGAAGGUUAUUAAGGAGGGAUCUGCUAUGGAUCGGUUCUGUCGGAUGUUGUCAGUUCAAGGUGUCAAUGAGGAGACCAUUACAAGACUUGUAGCUGGGGAACAAGUGUUGCCGAUGGCCAACUACACCACCGACAUACCUGCUGUAGAGACUGGUUGGGUCAGUGGAGUGGAUGCCAUGAUAAUAGGCCAGGUCUGCCAAUGGCUAGGUGCUUGUCGGCGAACCACUUCAUCUCAGAUUGAUCCAAGUGUUGGUGUACAGGUUCACCGACGGGUAGGAGAUCAGGUGAGAUGGGGAGAUGUAUGGCUUACAGUACAUCACAGUUCUCCAUCUCUCUCUGCUCAAGUGUACGACAGUCUGACUAAAGCUAUUACCAUCUCUAACACGGAGGUCAAGGGGCAAGACAUAAUCAUUGAGGUCAUUCAUCAGUGAUUGUCAGCCAGUGAUCAGUUUUAUUAUUUAAAUUACCAAAAACUACGGUUCUACAUUCACCCUAUAGGCCUUAAGUAAUUUUACCGAUGUAAUGAUAAACCAAUGUGUAUAUUUUUGCUAUACAGUCCUAGAGUUUUACAACAAUUGCAAUGUACUGACAUAAUUUAAAUGAUAUAUAAAUAAACGUACGUUUAUUAAUAUUAAUUUGAAUGAUAUUAUUUAAUCCCAGUAGGGGAAAAGUAAAUCGUUUGUACGCAAGAAGCUAAUUAUUUGCUUUGAAUAGAAAUCUAAAUCAACAACAGUGUACGAGUACAUAGCAUAUCAAAUCAAAUUAUCUUUAUUCACUUUAUACAUUUUAUAUAUAUAAAUAACAGGAAGGGAUCACAUCAUUUGUCCGAGUUUUCAACUGUCCGAGUUUGUUAAA
Molecule: messenger RNA, 2290 nt
Organism: Macrosteles quadrilineatus (aster leafhopper)
Lineage: Eukaryota; Metazoa; Arthropoda; Insecta; Hemiptera; Cicadellidae
Product: thymidine phosphorylase-like
Exons: 11
Coding region: 502-1866 (454 amino acids)
Biological process (GO): pyrimidine nucleobase metabolic process; pyrimidine nucleoside metabolic process
Cellular component (GO): cytosol
Molecular function (GO): 1,4-alpha-oligoglucan phosphorylase activity; pyrimidine-nucleoside phosphorylase activity
Source: RefSeq, a predicted model, not a curated record